CCUCCAUCAUCGAACAUGUGGGAAGAAGACGAAGACAUCGAUAUUUCCGGCCCCCUCUACCCUUGCCGUGUCUUGGAGAAGGGGAGCGUGCGAACAUCCCGAAAGUCGGUCGAUGUCUUGAAAUCGAGUCCAACGACCAGGGUUGUCGUCGGGACAUACCAGGGCCAAGCCGUCGCCAUCAAGCGGUUUCAGAAGCCACCAUAUUCGAAGCAUAACCCUUUGGUCGCCUUCAACUGGGAAGUCAAGGUAUGGGCUGAACUCAACCAUCCCAGGAUAUCGAAGCUUAUCGGCAUCUACUUUUCCAGCGGUAUAGCAAUGACGGUGUCCCAGCUCGAGGUGAACAGGGACCUUGUCACCUUCAUGUUCACACACCCUCCGGUUGAGCUCCCUAUCAAGGUCCGAUGGAUGGCGGAUAUAGCAAGGGGUCUUGAGUACCUUCAUGCAAAUCGAUUCGUCCAUGGAGACAUCAAGCCCACCCACGCCCUCCUGGACGACCAACUGCGUGUCAGCCUGACAGAUUUUGUUUGCGCUUUCAAGAUCCGCGAGGGUCUAGAAGGCAAUUCCAUGAUCGAGAACAAGGAAUUCGACCCCUUUGGAACCUACGAGUAUAUGGCCCCGGAGUUGGUCCGGAGCCAUAUUCCUUUGUGUCCAAACUUCAACUCUGAUGUCUACGCUGUUGGUGUCUCUUGCUGCGAAAUCCUGCUCGAUGGCAGAGACGCAUGGGACGAACCAGUCGAUGAUAUCGACACAAUCCGUCGAUUCCACCAGGCCUCCAAGCGACCGACCAUAUCCGGAGGAAUCGACCGUCGGCUUCGACGCAUUAUCGAAGACUGUCUCUCGGUCAAGGCAACAACUCGACCCAGUUCCGCUGACCUGCAUUCUAGGUUCAUGGAAUUACUCGACACCCAUGACGAAACAUCGUCAGCGCCACCCAGCGCUCCGCCUUCGGAAACGAGUGUUGAAACUCAAGCCCGACUCGACCCCGAAGAUCAAUUCUUUGAUGCCGACGGCGAGUUCAUCGACAUGGAACCAGAGGGCCUUGAAGAAGGUGAAAUCGUCGAGGAGUAUAUCCACACAGGCGAGGCCAUGCAUGUUGAUUCAGACCAAGAUACCAUUGUCGAUGAUCCGAUGAAGAGACUGACCACUGCCCUGCAAAACGAGUCAUUCUCCGAUGCUAUGGAAAUCAUCGAAGGACUCGACACAUCGCAACCCGACACGUACACCAGCGAUUCCUGGACAGAUGUAUUUUCCGCCUGCAAGGAGAAGGAUGACGAGCAACAGAGAUUCAAGAGGUGGGAACUUGGAUACGCCUUCAUCCUUGGAUGGCUCCAUCAUCUUGGAUUGGGAACCGAGCAGGACAACAAGCUUGCAACAAACUCCUGGUUUCGGGUCUCCAAUUUCUCAAACCAAGACGACCUCCUUUCCAAAGCGCUCAAGUCAAUGGCAGAUCUGUUGAAGAAUUGGUGUCAGUGUUUGGGCAUCGGCAUCCGGGAAAACUGGGGACAUUUACAUUCGUUUGAAGCUUCGAUGGAGCAAAACCGAGCGACCUGGGAAUCGUAUCCGGAAAUCCGUUGGCUGUCGAUCUGGUGUCGCUUCGCCUCGAGACGCUCUACCUUUGCCAGAAUUAUCCUCAUUCAAUGUCACUCACUGGGCUUUGGGACUGAACGCUCCAACGAUACCGCCAUCGGUAUGGCGUGUGAACUCGUCGAUAGAGAACCCACCAAUGAAGCUACCCGCGCGGUCCUCGGAGAGCUCUACUUCGCUCAAGGCAACUACGAACGAGCAAUCGCAAAUUUGAUACAGGCUACGAGCUUCCCCAAGGCCCGAUAUUUGCUCGGUCAAUGCUUCGAACACGGAUACGGAGUCACCGCCAACGCCAAAAUGGCUCUCUUUCACUACAAAAGCAAGCCCGCUUCCAAAUACCAACCCAGCCGUGAGCGAGUGGUUGGCCUCAGUGUCCAGUGA
Messenger RNA from Polychytrium aggregatum, 1965 nucleotides. RefSeq names its product kinase-like domain-containing protein. The transcript is spliced from 2 exons. Gene Ontology annotation, molecular function: ATP binding; protein binding; protein kinase activity. The coding region runs from base 16 to 1965 and encodes 649 amino acids. Gene Ontology annotation, biological process: protein phosphorylation. The record is from RefSeq and is a predicted model, not a curated record. Lineage: Eukaryota; Fungi; Chytridiomycota; Chytridiomycetes; Polychytriales.